ACCAGCAGCUCUGGUCCUCCAGUGCAGCAGGGGGCGCUGUUCGUCCGGAACGCAGCCAGUAGGAGCAGGCGGAUAAUGCUAACACUGCUAGUCGCGUGCUCACAGAGAGGUUGACAAUCAGUGUUGCAGCCAGUAAAGUUAUGACCUUUGCUGUCGAAACGUUGUCAUUAUUGCACAGGCAGAGCCGAUACGCGUUUGAGCUUUGCGGGUUAUUUGUUUUGGCUGCCGGGUUGUUUGUCUAACCUCGCCGUUUGCCAUUUCCUCUGAGAUUGAUCGUGUCUUUGGGGAACUUGUGUCACGGUCACAGCUGUCAUGUUUCACUCGGUGCCCCGUCGUCCGAUCUGCGACAUCGGCGUCACGACGAUGAGGCUCCGGCAGAGCAGCAGGUCCCUCCGGCGCACCGUGGAGGAGGGCAGAGAGAAGCUGGACAGGCUGCCGUGGCUGGGCAGGAGCAUGGGCCUGCUGCUGUCCUGGCUGCAGAGGGCAGGUGUGGGUGCAGCCGAGGCCGCGGGGUCUGCGCCGAAGAGGAAAGGCUUGCUGUCGAUAUUCGCGGACCACUGCGGCUUCGUGACCGGCCAGAGGCUCCGGCGGGCCUGUCAGGUGGGAGAGCUGUACUCCAACUUGUACUCCGAGCGAACCAGAAGGACCCUGGUUGGGAACAUAUGGCGCAGGUUCCAGAGCAAGCACUCCUCCAACGGGAAGCUCAUCGCGGCGUUGGCUGGUGUCUUCAUGUGGGAGAACGAAAAGAUCCAAGACGAGGAAAUAAGCAGGUGUGGACUUGAACUCCAGGCCCUGGAGAACGCCAAACGCCUCAGCUCAUCUUCAGGGCCCGUGUCAGAACAACAGGAACAAGGCUGGGAGGUUGUGAUAGAUAAGAAAGACUUCAAAGUGUGGAAGCGGCCGAUUCCCAACAGCCACCUUUAUGAAUAUAGAGUAUUAGGCUCCUACAACGACGUCACACCGAGACAGUUCUUCAAUGUGCAGUUGGACACUGAGUACAGGAAGAAGUGGGAUUCUCUGGUCAUCAAGCUUGAAGUGGUGGACAGAGAUGCCUAUACGGGCUCUGAAGUUGUGCACUGGGCAACGCAUUUUCCUUACCCCAUGUAUUCAAGAGAUUAUGUGUAUGUUCGUCGUUACGAUGUUGACGUCGACAGUAACCUGAUGAUUUUGAUAUCCAGAGCUGUGCAGCAUCCCCGAGUGCCAGAGACGCAGGAGUUUGUGAGAGUCCAUUCGUACCAGUCAAAGAUGGUUAUUCGCCCACACAAGUCCUUUGAUGAGAACGGAUUUGAUUACAUGCUUGUCUACAGUGACGACCCUCAGACUGUCUUUCCUCGAUACUGCGUGAGCUGGAUGGUGUCAAGUGGCAUGCCGGACUUCCUGGACAAGCUGCAUUCUGCUGCCUUGCGGGCCAAAAACUUGGAAGUAGGGAUUCACGACUACGUUGGGGUCAUUAAAUCGAGCGACGCCAACCGGCAGGCGAGCCAGGAGCGCCUCGCCGGGGAAAAUGCUCACACAGGCACGUCUGGGCAGAUCUACGCUUAGGCCGAAUGUCAUUUUAGACCAGGGGUUUGUUUGCUGUGUUUUCAUUGCACUCAAGUCCCAAUAAAACCCUCCAACUUCAUUGGUACGUUAUGAUGCAUCAGUUGAAGAUUGCAAUUUGCAUUAUCCAUAAACAGAUGUGCUUCUACUGGGCUGAGCGGAGGCGUGAAAGAACGGUUGGACUGCACUGUUGACAGCGUCGCUGUCCUCUGGAGAAAGUGUUGCUUUGGACGUUGUCAUGCAGGCUGCUGGUCCCGGCACUAGCUUUCCUCUCCCAGCCGACGCCACGAGACAUUUUUGCCCUUUUCGGUGAUGAUGUACAAACUGACUCCGAGCCAAAUUCCCUCAUUGUAGAAAAAUGCAUCUGCCAAAGCACAGUUUCUCCAAUAUUUGUCCUCCUCUGGCUGGUCUUCCGGUGUUUAACGAAACUUAACACUCUCCUCAGAUCGUCCGCAGCAGCCGCGCGAGUGUGGAAGGGAUUUCUGCUGCAUUUGACAUUGAAAGGUAGCCGUGACAAGCCGAACUGUAAGCCGCUGGCCAAACGUACAGUAUGCACUGACAGGCGAUGAUCUGAGGCCGCUCCAGGGAUCACUCUAACAGCUGUUCUUCAUGUGAUGGAUUCAGUAUUGUCCUGUUUGCCUGCUGAGUGAGUGAAUUAUGUGAUAGGGCACGGCAGGUUAAAAAGCGCAGUGCGACUGGAGGAAAUACUCAGAAUUGGGCGAGAGCUGACUAGAGCUUUUUUUUUUUUUUUCUUUUUGAGAGGAUUAUCGUUGGUUCAACUAUCAGGAACUGUUGAGGUUUCAGACUGUCCAUCUCACCGUGCCUGUGUGAGUGUUGAAAGCUGCCAGCCUUGUGAAAACAAACCAGUCCUUCAGCAUUCGGGGCAAAGUGUCUUAUAACAACCACGGAACUCCUCAGAUACAACACUCACGUGCUUCUAGCAAGGCGAUCACACAGAGACACAUCUUUAACAGACAGUGCCCUUUUUCGAGUACCGUAGUGUUCUCGUGCCACAUUCAAGAUUAAUUUUCCUUUUGAGUUACUACAAGUUAUCUCAUUUCAGCUCUGAGUUUAUCUUUGUUGUUCCAGUGUCCAUAGGAAUAAUUUGCACUCGUGGGAGUUUGUGGGGUUUUGCGUUAUAUUUGUGUUACUGUAGGUCAUGUACAUUCAUGAAACCAUCUCCUGAGUACUGGAAACUUCUGUUUUUGCAAUUAAGCAACCUCUGUUAUGUGUGUGCGUGGUUUUUUUUUUUUUCCUCUCUCCCUCACAUUUUAUCUCUACCGUUUUUGUUAACGUUAUUCUGACUGAAACUCCACAGAAUUCGUCCUUUCACAUCUCCCGUGUCGCAUUUUUAAUGAACUAUAUAUGCAGGGGGUGUUUUGAAUGUAAAGAAAAAGCAUCGCCUAAUAAAGUACACUGUUUACAGCCUGACAGACUGGCACUAGUAUCCUAAAAUCUGUUGUGUUGGAAAAAAAA
Messenger RNA from Salarias fasciatus (jewelled blenny), 3015 nucleotides. RefSeq names its product StAR related lipid transfer domain containing 7 (gene stard7). Gene Ontology annotation, molecular function: lipid binding. The coding region runs from base 313 to 1542 and encodes 409 amino acids. The transcript is spliced from 8 exons. The record is from RefSeq and is a predicted model, not a curated record. Lineage: Eukaryota; Metazoa; Chordata; Actinopteri; Blenniiformes; Blenniidae.